UCAGCAUCCGCACUCUAGCCGAGCCACUGCCCCAGACCUGCAAGCCGAUGCAUGUGUUGCACUCAACUUCUGCCCAAUCAGGGUCUAGGGCUGCUUGAUUCUCCACUCUCAGUCGUGAUCCUCUCCAUCAAGUGGGAGAUUCUUUAUUGUCGUAUUUGGUCCUCCGUACUACUGCUCUGAAUGAGUCUGAACCGAAACCGAGGGCUAACUGUGCCACUGUUGAGGAGCACCUCAGUGUAUGAGGGGUUCUAUGUGCAUAGCAUGACAUAUAUGCUAUGAUGUCGUUCAAUAUGUCUAUACGUACUGGACUAACAAUUCCCUCAAACUAUACUCAGACCUAAUAAAUCAAAAUCUGUCUCAUAUCUCACAUCAUGGCUGGCAAUGGAGAAUCCAGCACAAAGGUUGCUCUCAUCACCGGAGGUGCAUCUGGAAUGGGCCUCGCAACAGUGAAGAGGCUAGUCGAGCUUGGAUGGAAUGUCUCCGUUCUUGAUUACAACAAGGCGACAGGUGAAGCAGUUGCGAAGGAAUUAGGAGACCAAGUCCAAUUCUUCCAUGUCGACACCGCUAACUACGACCAACAUGCUAAAGCAUUCGAGACAACGUGGAAGAAAUUCCAUCGACUGGAUUUUGUCUGGCAGAACGCUGGAAUCGGCGACCGGAUCGACUUCUACGCUCCGGUGGAAGCGGCAGACGACGCACCGCCACCCAAGCCCAAUAUCGAUGUCAUGACCGUAUGCCUGGAUGCGAUGGUCUACGGUGCAUAUCUCGCUCUCCACUACUUCCGGAAGAAUCCAUCGAAGGGUGGAAAGCUUCUCUUCACCUCGAGCAUGUGUGGAUUGUUCCCCGGGACAGGGAUCCCACUGUACACAGCCGCGAAGCAUGGAGUUGUCGGCCUCACUCGUGCUUUGAGUGCGCAGCUCGCGAAGAGGAAUGAGCCCAUCACCGUGAAUUGCCUCUGCCCAGGCUUAGUCGAUACCGGCCUUACACCGGCCCUCAUGGCUGCAGCACCGACGAACGUUGUGACGCCGCCGUCGACAAUCGUCCGGGCCGUCGAGGAGGUCCUGAAUGAAGAGGGCUUAACGGGGAUGGCGCUGGAAUGUAGCGUCCAGAAUAUCCACCGUCGAACCCAGCAGGAGUAUGGCGACGAGAAUACUGCGUUCUUGUUUGGGGAUUAUUUUGUGACGGCAUUGGAUAGGGAGACUCUUAAAGCUCGGGCUCCUAAGUAGAGUAAGGCAUUGGACGCCAUCAGCCAUGCCGUCAUUUAGGUGACUGAUUUUUGAUGGGUAAGGUAGCUCGAAAUAAU
This is a messenger RNA of Eremomyces bilateralis CBS 781.70, 1303 nucleotides long. RefSeq lists its product as uncharacterized. NCBI's taxonomy places the organism in Eukaryota, Fungi, Ascomycota, Dothideomycetes, Eremomycetales, Eremomycetaceae. Gene Ontology annotation, cellular component: cytoplasm. Gene Ontology annotation, molecular function: oxidoreductase activity, acting on the CH-OH group of donors, NAD or NADP as acceptor. Bases 372 to 1226 code for a protein of 284 amino acids. The record is from RefSeq and is a predicted model, not a curated record. The transcript has 4 exons.